CUUCCCAUCCAGCGCCGCCUGGCGCCGCCUGUGCGUCACUGACAUCUCUCUCCCUCUUGUCACUCCGGGGGCAGUGAUGGCGGAGGUGGAUGAAACCGACGUGAUGAUGAACUACCAAGGCGAUUUCUUAAAGGGCGACAGGAAACACGGCCGCUACCCGUACUGCGUUGUCUGGACGCCGAUUCCUCUCUUGUCGUGGGUGCUCCCCUUCAUCGGUCACAUGGGCAUCUGCACCUCUUCCGGAGUCAUCCGGGAUUUCGCAGGAUCAUAUUUUGUCUCGGAGGACAACAUGGGCUUUGGUAGACCAACAAAGUAUUGGAAGCUGGAUGUGGACAAAGUGUGUGGCAGCGGAGCUGCAACGUGGGACAAAGCAGUGCAUGAUGCGUCUGAGGAAUACAAGUGUAGACCGCACAAUCUCUGCUUCGACAACUGCCAUUCCCACGUUGCCAUGGCCCUCAACCUCAUGUGCUACGACAACAGCACGUCUUGGAACAUGGUGAACCUGUGUACGCGGUCUCUCAUUCACGGGAAACACGUGAGCUGGGCAGCGUUCCUCAAGACCUGGCUCCCUUUCUUCAUGCUGUGCGGAGUCCUCGCCACCUUCGUCCUCACGUUCAACCUCCAGUGACAGAGCGGAGCAGUCCAACGGGAUGAUUCAUGGACUCUGGUUAUACUUCAUACAUUGUCACUGACAUGAAUGAUGUGCUGGACAUUAAAAUACCAAAAUAAAGGACUUCAUUGUCUAUAGUGGUCUGUAGAGAUCUAGUCUCAAGGAGGGUAAUUAAGGGCAAACCCUGGUUUAAAGAUUCAAGAAAAAUACUUUCUUUUUUUGUUAUUUAUGUUUUUAUGGAUUACAUCUCUUCAAAAGUUACCAUUGCUAUUUUUCACAUGGUGGUAUAUUUUUUUGCUUAGUUUAUCAGGAGGAUCAUGAAGGAAGAUCCCAACCUCGGUAAAGUAAUGGUGGUGAGCUCCAGCUACGUUUUUUUUUUUUCAACGGAUGGCGAUGAUGAAUGUGUUUCCAGCCUGGCUAAUGUACAUUUCAGUGAUGCAUGGCCAUGAAAUCUGAACGCUGAAAUAUAGUUCAUCAAUUAUUUGUCUAAGAGAUAUGAGCCGCUCCCAAAGAUAGAAUGAUGCAGGGCCCACAUGUGAAAAAUAGAGAUAUCGAACUGUCAAAAAAAUGUCCUCCUCCCUUUAAUCCAGUGUUUUGUAUUUUUUUUUCUUCAAUGUGAGUGUAUAUUGUUGUUUUUAUCUUACACAGAACUUGGAAUGUUUUCAAUUAAACCACCUUGUGCUGGAAUGUUAUUAUUACUCCUUUGAUUUAAACAAACUUAUGAGCAAAAAUAAAUUACAUUAUCAUGCA
Scophthalmus maximus (turbot) is the source of this 1360-nucleotide messenger RNA. Its product is annotated as transmembrane protein 222-like. The transcript has 6 exons. Lineage: Eukaryota; Metazoa; Chordata; Actinopteri; Pleuronectiformes; Scophthalmidae. Bases 77 to 628 code for a protein of 183 amino acids. The record is from RefSeq and is a predicted model, not a curated record.